AUGGAUGAAGAUUUGAAUCAGCAACAUUUGGAUGGAAUAGAAGGACGUAUGAGAUGCCUAGAAGUGGUAGCUUUCAGCGCUAGGGAACGUCAGAGAGAACGACUAAGUCACGCUCCGAUUCGGAUAGUUAACUAUGCAGGAGAAGUGAUAACAGUAGCUCAUCUUCAGGAUGAAGAAAGGGUGUUUGAUGAAAAUGUUGGUGUCGAUGUUAGAGGAGAGGAGAUGGUGGGAGAUGGGACAGCAGGUAAAAGAAAAGCUAGCUGUUUGGUUGCCAAAGCAUUGGGGGUGAAAACCAAUGAGGGGGAAGGUUUUGCUGCAAAGUUGUUUCACUGUAAUGUCUGCUUGAAUAGAGCAAAGGAUCCUGUUUUAACUUGUUGUGGUCACUUGUUUUGUUGGGCUUGCUUUCUUAAGCUGCCAUAUGCUUAUUCAAAGGCCAAGGAAUGUCCAGUUUGUCAAGGAGAGGUCACAAAUGAAAGCAUUAUCACAAUCUAUGGCAACUCAAAUGUUCAGAACAGUGGCAAGGUGAAAUUUGAUGAACCUAGUUAUAAAAUUCCUUCUAGACCCCGUUCAAGGAGGGUUGAGAGUACCAGGCAGCAAUUCAGCAAUUGA
Sphenostylis stenocarpa is the source of this 609-nucleotide messenger RNA. NCBI's taxonomy places the organism in Eukaryota, Viridiplantae, Streptophyta, Magnoliopsida, Fabales, Fabaceae. The record is from the annotation of a GenBank genome assembly.